Messenger RNA from Diatraea saccharalis (sugarcane borer), 1943 nucleotides. The record is from the annotation of a GenBank genome assembly. NCBI's taxonomy places the organism in Eukaryota, Metazoa, Arthropoda, Insecta, Lepidoptera, Crambidae.
UUGCUCUCUCUCUCAGUCAUUGGUCUGUGAUUCUGAUUUUAUUCGAUUCAUUUUUGUGAUUGUGUCGAAUUAAUUUUAAUUAGAUUUUUACAGAAAUAUGUGUUUAUAAGUAUAUUCAUGUAGGAUCGUAGUAUAUAUUGUUUUAGUUAGUAAUUAUAAAAUAUUUUGUAAGACUCCUUUAUAACAAAGCAAUGGAUUUGGAAGAUAAUGCUUUGGGCUUGACCCAUGAACAAACUGAUAAAAUACUACAGUUCCAAGAUUUAACUGGUAUAGAAGACAUGUCAAUAUGCAGAGAUGUGUUGCAGAGGCAUCAGUGGGAUUUAGAGGUAGCGAUACAAGAGCAGUUGAAUAUAAGGGAAGGACGUCCAUCGGUUUUCGCAACAGAAGCGCGAGCACCACCAGUAGUACAUGAUCACAUAGCACAACAAGUGUUUACAGAUGAAUCAACAGAGGGACCGUCGGGGGGUGUAAGCGGUCUACUACGCUAUGUAGUCAAUCUAGUUGUGUCAAUGUGCUACAAUACAAUAUCAUCUGUUUUGAAUCUCCUACUGAGCUUCAUACGCAAAGAUGACAGAAGAUUGGUAACUGAUCCCUUAGGUGAUGUUAUGAGCUUUAUAAAUAACUAUCAAUCAAGAUUUAAUCCACAUCCAGUAUUCUAUCAGGGUACAUAUGCGCAGGCCCUUAAUGAUGCCAAGAAUGAACUUAGGUUCCUUAUUAUAUACCUUCAUUCAGAAUCAGCAACAGAAACACAGAAUUUCUGCAGAACAACCUUAGCUGACCCAGAAGUAAUCCAAUAUAUAAAUACUCACGCCCUAUUCUGGGGCUGUUCAGUGGAUACAGCAGAAGGUUGGCGUGUGGCGCAAUCUGUAGGUGGGCGGCGGUAUCCAUUGUUGUGUGUGGUGUGCGUGCGCGAGCAUCGCAUGACAGUGGUCGCCCGUAGUGAGGGCACUUGCUCACCGACACAGCUUCUACAGCGGCUGCGGCAUGUUGUAGCUGAUAAUGAGGCUCAUCUUGCUGCUGCCAGAGCUGACAGAGUGGAGCGUGAAGUUACAGCUCGUCUGAGAGCAUCUCAAGAUGAAGCAUACGCUGAAUCAUUAGCUGCAGAUCAAGAGAAGGAACGACGACGCGCGGCGGAACGAGCCGCCCUCGAACAACAACACAAUGAAGAAGUGCGCAGAAAAGAACUAGAACAGAAACAUAAGCAAGAUUUAGAGAAGGCGCGCGCGGCAAUGGCGGCUCGUCUGCCGGCGGAGCCAAACGCCGGCGCAGGCACCGUCGUGUUGUUGAUCCGUCUGCCAGGCGGCGAGAGACUCACGCGGAGAUUCACUCUCAUGCACACUACGCAGGAUUUGUACGAUUUCGUGUUCAGUCAUCCACAGUCUCCUGAAGAGUUCGAGAUAACGACCAAUUUUCCUAAACGAGUACUUGUAAGGGGCGCGGCAAACCUCUGUGAUGCCGGCCUGAAAGAUCGUGAUGUGCUAUUUGUGAAUGACAUGAACGCUUAAAAGCUGUGUCGUCGAACCAAUGUGGCACAUUUCAAUAGUUUUUCGCGACUGAGUGGUUGACAUAAUAUUGUGAACUCGCAAUAUAAAAUGAUUGCAUUUAUUUUAUCUACAUUAUUGAUUGGGGCAAUGUGAAGUUUCAACCACUUUUAGCUAUUGUAUUGAUGCUAAUAAAAAGUGGAAUAUAAUAAACCUAUUUUGCUAUAUCAGCACUUGAAAUAGGUAAUGGCUGGAACACUAAUUUAAAACGUGACUUCACGAAUAUAUUUUUGUGCUACUCGUUUAAGUUGAAUCAUAGAGUAUUGUUUUUUAUGGUCUGAAGUACACUUUAAACAGACGACAUAGUGACAUGCUCAUAUAAUUAUUGCUGCCGCUGGUGUCGUGAUUUAAAAUGUGUUCCAGUCAUAGUACUCUGAUGAAUAUGCAUAAUAGAUUUUUAUA